GAACCCGGGCUCAGACAUAUAUUUAUUUUUUACCUUUUUUUUUUUUACUUUUUUAUAUUAUUUUUUCUACUUUUCUAUAAGAUUCUAAAGCUGAACACUGAAAAAACACUUACUAUUAUUUUUAGGGCUCAAAUCAUCAUCAUCUUCUUCAAUCAUCCACCAAAAACCCUAAAUCUUCAAAUCAACAACUCUAAUGGCGGAAAAACCUCAACCGGUUCACGUUCUAUACUGCGGCGUGUGCGGAUUACCCGCUGAAUACUGUGAAUUCGGACCCGAUUUUGAGAAAUGCAAACCCUGGUUGAUCCAAAAUGCUCCGCAACUUUAUCCAGAUCUGAUUCAAGAGUCAAAUUCGAAGGAUGUUGAUGGAGUUUCGGAUCAGUUGCAGUCUUCUUCAAUCGCAGAUGCCACUGGACCUUCUGGUUCUUCAGCGCCAAAGCAAGAGCCAGUCAAACGACUUCCUGGUGGAAAGAUUAAAAAGAAGGAGAAACAAGAAGUUAUAAUCGAGAAAGUAACACGCAACAAGCGUAAAUCCAUCACCACCAUCAAAGGUCUUGACCUUUUUGGUAUUAAACUGAGUGAUGCUUCAAAGAAGCUUGGUAAGAAAUUUGCAACCGGUGCUUCCGUGGUGAAGGGUCCAACUGAGAAAGAUCAAAUUGAUGUACAAGGAGAUAUUGCAUACGACAUCGUGGAAUUCAUUACAGAUACAUGGCCUGAUGUUCCCGAAACGGCUAUUUAUUUCAUUGAAGACGGGAAGAAGGUCCCUGCUGUGUGACUUCCAGAAACCGGAUCAGAACUCUUCGUCGAUCAAACUUUAAAAGACGCUUCAACUGUAUGUUUUUAAGAAAUGUUUUUGUCCACAAACAGUCCAAUGAUCUUCUGAAUGAUGUUAUAAAGUAUGAUCCUGCAGUUGAUAUACAGUCGUAACAUUGCUACUCUCUGGUUUAUUACGAAGCAAAAACGUGGUAGUGGGUCCCACUAGUCUAGUAAGAUAAGAAACAACGCUUUUUGUCGUUUUUAUCAUUGCACGUGCGCUAUGUAGUUAAUGUCGUCGAUAUAUCGGUUAUCUGUC
Messenger RNA from Helianthus annuus (common sunflower), 1069 nucleotides. Its product is annotated as translation machinery-associated protein 22. The transcript is spliced from 7 exons. The record is from RefSeq and is a predicted model, not a curated record. Lineage: Eukaryota; Viridiplantae; Streptophyta; Magnoliopsida; Asterales; Asteraceae. Gene Ontology annotation, biological process: formation of translation preinitiation complex; translation reinitiation. The coding region runs from base 194 to 772 and encodes 192 amino acids. Gene Ontology annotation, molecular function: translation initiation factor activity; mRNA binding.